Molecule: messenger RNA, 471 nt
Organism: Parnassius apollo (apollo)
Lineage: Eukaryota; Metazoa; Arthropoda; Insecta; Lepidoptera; Papilionidae
Source: the annotation of a GenBank genome assembly
AUGCGUUGGACAAAAUCCAUGAACGAAAACGCAUUGCGGGCGUACUAUGGGGCGAAAGAGGAAGAAACUGUGAGAAUAGCGUAUAGGUCUCGGAUGCAUUGCUUUUUUGCUGAGCUGGAGCCGUCUAUCCCCGUCACGGAACAAAACCUGGCAGACCGAGUUCGGUACAUCAUGCGCUCGAAAAUAUUUAAUGAUGCCGAACUCGAACGACUACGACGUGAGGCUAUUCCGUCGUCGAAUGAAUCGGCUAUGGCUGGAGAUGCAGCUCCACAUUCGACAGACCAGCAUCCACACGUGGAAGCCGCCAUGGAUCUUCCAGUUGUGGUUGAUUCGAACGACGAUGAAAUAGUCUCCCACGAACUAGAGCAAAUGAGGAGUAUAUAUAGGAAGAGGCGAUUUUGGAAACGCGCAGCACCCCUCUCGAAAAUUCUAAAGACUAUUCUUUCUAAAGACUUCCCCGCAUACCCUUAA